AUGUCUGCCGCUUCCUCCUCACAUAACUUGAAUCUGGACGCUUCCCCAUCGGCGACUCCUUCUGACGACGCGACGCUUGCGGAGCCGGUUGAACGGCAACCACCACAGAAUGUCGCGGAGAAGUCGGAUCCAUAUUUGGUCCAAUUUGACGAAAACGAUCCUAUGGACCCGAAGACCUGGGGGAGGAGAAAGCGGUGGUACAUGACGACCCUGGCGGGCAUCCUGGUCCUGAACGCCACGUUCGCGAGUACGGCGCCCUCGAACAUCGUCGACCAGAUCAUGCAAGAUCUGCACUUUGGGGAGGAGGUGGCGAGUCUCUUGACCUCGAUCUUUGUUUUGGGCUUCGCCUUCGGGCCAAUUGUAUGGGGACCUCUGAGCGAACAAAUUGGACGCAAGCCAGUCCUCGUCGUUGCCUUCUUCUGCUACACGUGUUGGCAAGUUGGCUGUGCCCUGAGCCCCAACACCGGCGCCUUGUUAGUUUUCCGCCUUCUCGGCGGUCUUUUCGCCUCUGCGCCAUUGACAGUCAGCGGAGCCCUCAUCAGCGAUAUCUGGGACACAAAGACUCGCGGCACCGCGAUGACAUCUUACUCGUUGGCACCGUUUGCUGGCCCCGCUCUGGGCCCGACCGUCGCUGGAUGGAUCGACCAGUCCGGUACGAACUGGAGAUGGGUGUUCUGGGUGACGACUUGCUUCGCGGGUACAUGUCUAAUCUUCGUCGUCUUCACUCUACCCGAGACGCACGCGCCCACCAUCUUAACCCACAAGGCGAAGAAGAUGCGCAAGACGACCGGUGACUUAGGUUACUACUCGGCGCUCGAGGCAAGGAAGCAGCCCCUUGUUCAGAGGGUCAGGACUAUCGUUGUAUCGCCUUUCCAAAUGUUGGUGGAGGAGCCAAUGCUUGCAGCUAUCACAGUAUACAUGAGCUUCGUCUAUGGGUGUCUAUACCUUCUAUUUGAGUCAUAUCCGAUCGUCUUCACUCAGGAUCAUAACCUCAACCCGGGUGUCUCGGGUUUGAUGUUCAUCCCUUUCUUCCUUGGAGGCGUUGCUGGGUGCAUCUUCUAUCUGAUCUUCUAUCACCCUCGCUAUGUCCGAUACAUGGAGGAAUACGCGCCCGCACUCGUUCCACCUGAGAAGCGUCUCGAAGUGACACUCAUUGCGGCGCCGCUCUUCAGCAUCGCUUUCUUCUGGUUCGGCUGGACGUCUUACUCGUGGAUUCCCUUCUGGUCCAGCAUGAUGGCCGGCAGCCUUCUCGGCUUCUCUAUCCUCCUCAUCUUCUUCACACAGUUCAACUUCAUCGUGGACACCUAUUUGGUCUCUGCCGCGACGGCAUUGUCUGCAAACACCAUCGUGCGCUCCGUCGUGGGUGCCGCCUUUCCCCUCUUCGCCAGGCAGAUGUUCGAUUCUCUCAACCCGCGAUGGGCAUCAACCCUGCUGGGUUGCUUCGCGGCCUUAUUGGCGCCUAUACCGUUCCUGUUGACGAGAUAUGGGCCCGCUCUACGCAAGCGGUCGAAGUUUGUCCCGCAAGCCGCUCAGAAAACACCGUCGGCAAAACCUGAAGAGAAAGUCUGA
Molecule: messenger RNA, 1569 nt
Organism: Peniophora sp. CBMAI 1063
Lineage: Eukaryota; Fungi; Basidiomycota; Agaricomycetes; Russulales; Peniophoraceae
Source: the annotation of a GenBank genome assembly